Metarhizium brunneum ARSEF 3297 is the source of this 1434-nucleotide messenger RNA. RefSeq lists its product as uncharacterized. Lineage: Eukaryota; Fungi; Ascomycota; Sordariomycetes; Hypocreales; Clavicipitaceae. The record is from RefSeq and is a predicted model, not a curated record.
AUGGCGCUGCCGUCACGAUUCAGUCUAUACCGGCCAUUUACACAAAACUUCCUAGUGGGAUGCAUCUUGCUCUGCCUCCCGGGCAUAUACACGGCGCUCACGGGCCUCGGCGCCGGCGGCGGCCAGCCGUCCUCGGCAGACGUGGCCAACAAGACCAACGCCCUCCUCUACGGGCUGCUCGCCCUCGUCGCCCUCUUCGGCGGCACCAUCCUCAACAUGCUGCGCCCGAAGCUGAGCCUGGCCAUCGGAUCCCUCGGGUACCCCUGCUACGUCGGCGGCCUGUGGUACUACGACCGCACCGGCAACGUCUGGUUCGCGCUGCUCGCGGGCGCCAUGCUCGGCAUCACGGGCGGCUUCCUCUGGACGGCCGCCGCCUACGUCCAGUUCAGCUACGCCCAAGAAAAUGACAAGGGCCUGUACAUCAGCACGCAGUGGAUUCUGAGAAGCAUAGGCGCCAUCGUGGGGAGCUCCAUCUCGCUCGGCCUGUCCGUCGGCCAGACCUCGCCGGUGGGCGUCUCGACGCCCGUGUACGUCGCCUUCAUCGCUAUCCACACGAGCGCCGUGCUCAUCGCGCUCCUGCUCAUCGUCGACCCGAGGCGCGUGGUGCGCCGGGACGGGACGCACAUUGCCGUCUUUGGGGAGGCCCGGCUCUGGACUGAGGUCAGGGGCACGCUGGCCGUCAUGCUUGACCGCCGGUACCUUUUCACGGCGCCGGCUCAGCUCGUCUGCGAGAUGGCGCUGGCUCUCGUGAGCAGCGUCAAUUCCCGGUACUUUAACUUGCGCACGCGCUCUGUCAACAACUUUGCCUACCAGGCGACGCAGGCGUUUGUCCCCGCCGUCCUCGUGCUCGUCCUCGACAGCAAGUACAUACGGUCCCGGAGGACGCGGGGCCUCGUCGGCAUCGCGGGCAUGGGCGCCGUCGCCGUGGGAGCGAGCGCCGGCCUCAUCGGCUGGCUGCAGGUCAAUCGGGUGGACGCGCUGAGGACGCCCGCCGGCGCCGACUGGACCGACGCCGAGUGGCCGGGCUUGUUUGUGUGCUACGUCCUCUUUGGCGCCGUGUACGCGGGAUACCAGAUGUGCGUCGAGUACACGCUGUCGGCUACGACAAACGACCCGGCGGUGCUGGCCCGCGUGGCGGGCAUGUUCAAGUUUUACUCGGCGUUUGGCAUGAUGGUCUCGUUCGUCAUGGCCGGCGAGGGCGUCAGCUUUCUGGGGCAGAUUACGCUGCAGCUGGUAUUGUAUGCUUUGGGCAUUUGUGGAAUCGUCUGGGUCCUGGUGUUUCACGUCCAAGAGAGCAAUUAUUUCUCAGAAGACAACGUUAUUGCUCCGGUGGCUGUGGAGGAGCAAAAAAGGGGCUUGGAGGCAGAGAAUUCGCAACAUGCCAAGGACGUGGCUGCGCAGAAUACUUCAUCUGUAUCUGGGCAUAGAGCAUGA